AUGGCUGCUACCGGUCGUCUUGCAAUGCCGGCGUCUAUGCCAUACAACUCUUCGACGACCUCGAUGCGUCUCCAGCCAUCAGACCAAGCAUCUGCAGAAUAUAUGAAGCCCCAUGAGGCCGUUGCGUCACUACUGGAUCUCAAGUCCGGUGGUGACUAUCUACGAAGCCCAUCUGACCAUAUGAUGGAUGGGAAACGUCUUGAGGACGUAACUAUUCAUUCAGAUCGGAUUGCAGAACUUUUUACCGGGUUCUUUACAUACUAUCACCCAUUUCUACCUUUGCUCGAGGCACAGAAGUCUCCAGAAGAAUACUAUGAUACCUCCCCUCUUCUCUUCUGGGCCAUUCUUGCCGUUGCUUCUCGCCGAUACCAAACUGAUUCCUCUCUCCUCAGUGCUUUAUCUGGUCCAGUGCUACGACUGGUAUGGAGCACUCUCGCAGAUGUUCCGCAAAGUUACCAUGUCGUCAAGGCUUUGGCAUUGCUCUGCACAUGGCCUUUCCCCACCAGCAGCACUUCCACAGACCCUACUUUCAUGCUUUGCGGCAUGAUGCAGCGUAUAGCACUUCAAAUAGGCUUGCAUAGGCCAUCUCACGCCCAGGAUUUCUCAAAGUACAGGGUUGAGUUGAGAGAAGGCGAAUUAAACGAUAGGGUUAGGACAUGGGCUUUUUGCAAUAUCGUUGCCCAGCGAGUUUCAACUGGGUACGGCCAGCCGUCAUCAACACUAUUUGAUUGCACACUCUCAUCGACAGAAGCAGAUCUAAGAUUGCCUUCUGAAGUCAAAGUGCGUCUGCAGAUUGAAAAGUUCUGUGAUAAAAUAUCACAGAUGCUAUAUAGUAACCGCCGGGAUCCAGUGGGCGUAUUAAGUGAUACGGAGAGAAAUGUGAUGGCAUCGGUCCUAUCUAAGGACUUUGAAGAUCUAGAGUCUCAGGUCCGGACAGAGACAAACUCUAUAACAAAUGUCUACUUACGCGCUGCUGGCCUCCACCUUCAUCUCUCUAUUUUCUUCGAAAACCCAACCACAAAGGACUACCGUCAAGGCCUAUCAUCCCUAUAUCUUGCAACAACCGCCUUUCUUGAGGCUGCUUUUGGGCUUGAAACAUCCACAGGCCCCGUCUUAUCAUACUGCUCCAACUAUGUCUACCAGAUGGCCCUAGCAGCAGGCUUCAGUCUUUUCAAGCUGUGUAACAGCUUCUUUGCUGCCCAUAUCGACAUGAGCUACACCAAAACGCUGUUCAGCCGCACUAUAUCGGCACUUCGCCAAAUGUCCGUUACUAACAAUGACCUUCCACAGCGGUUAGCCGAAGUUCUAGCUCAAAUGUGGCGGAUGAAUAGUGUUGGGAGCCGAAACGAGCAGUCCCAAAGCCAGAAGCAGCAGGGAAACCCCAGCCAUUCUGAAACGGGAGACUCGCUGAUGUUAAAGGUUCGCUGUAGAAUGAGCAUGUCACUAGUUUUCGACUCUGUCUGGCGAUGGCGAGAAGAUUUCCAAGCCAGGGGGAAGAACUUUGAGGUAUACCUCAAAAACCCAACAAACCCUGACUCUGGUGCCGACUCCUCAGCCUCAUGCUCCUCUACUGCUGUCAUUCGUACGGCCACAUCUACUCCUGCACCACCUGGACCAGAAGGCUUAAGCACGAGCUCAACCGCUGAUCCCACUCUCACUUCGCCAGCCUUGACAGCUGCUCCUGCAACAACGGGGCCUGGCUCUUCGUUAGCUCCAUCGUUAGGUGCCCUCAACUCGGCCUCUCUUUCAAGCGGCUUCCUAGAGCCAAACUAUGAAGUGUUCGAUCCACUGAAUUGGAUGCUUGACGGACUCGUAGAUUUUCCUUAUUUGUAUCCUGGCGCGCAAGGGUUGGAAGUGUAA
This is a messenger RNA of Microsporum canis CBS 113480, 1860 nucleotides long. Its product is annotated as C6 zinc finger domain-containing protein. Gene Ontology annotation, molecular function: transcription cis-regulatory region binding; DNA-binding transcription factor activity, RNA polymerase II-specific; zinc ion binding. The record is from RefSeq and is a predicted model, not a curated record. NCBI's taxonomy places the organism in Eukaryota, Fungi, Ascomycota, Eurotiomycetes, Onygenales, Arthrodermataceae. Gene Ontology annotation, cellular component: nucleus. The transcript has 4 exons. Gene Ontology annotation, biological process: DNA-templated transcription; regulation of DNA-templated transcription. The coding region runs from base 1 to 1860 and encodes 619 amino acids.